Molecule: messenger RNA, 675 nt
Organism: Podarcis lilfordi (Lilford's wall lizard)
Lineage: Eukaryota; Metazoa; Chordata; Lepidosauria; Squamata; Lacertidae
Source: the annotation of a GenBank genome assembly
AUGGAUGCGCACGUGCUUUCCAAAGUGGGGAUGGCGGCGCUGCGUGCGUGCAACUUCGCGCGGCACGCCCUCCAAAAGGGGACUGCUUGCGCGCGCGCGCGCACCGCCGAGCCCCUUCUUCCUCUCCUUGCUUUUGCAUCUUUCCUGCCACCUUCCGCGCCGCCGCCGUGGCCAGCCCCCUACCCAUCCCGCCUCCCCCCUUCCCACCCUCUCCCUCCUCGCGUCAUCAUCUCCCCCACGGCUGCAGCGAUAGAUAUUAACCGCGCCGGCAGAGCAGACAGCCAGCGCAGCGCCUGGUGCUCUCAGCAAAUCAAAGGCCCAUUCAGCGGCGUGAUGGAUGGGCCUGCCCUCGCGGUGAACCCGCACUUUAAUACAGAGGAAGUUAUGAAAGCGCCAUCCAUCAGCGGCGGGCGCUUGCUCGCUCGCUCGCUCCUCUUCGCAUGCUCGCCUCGGUCGCUGGCGGCCCGGGGCUGCUGCUGCUGCUUCCCCCCCCCCCUCCACCCGUCCUCCACCGCCCACCCCAACACGCUUCGCCGCCACCUUGCAAAAAUCUCAUUUUGCUUCGCAGCCGCUUGCUUGAUUAUCCGGCGAUCCACGCCCACGCUCCCCUCUUUGGCCCGAUCCCUGCUCCACCCCCCCCCCCCGUUUGCACUUUCAGGGGUGGGGGAGCUAUGA